Messenger RNA from Ruditapes philippinarum (Manila clam), 2491 nucleotides. Its product is annotated as methyltransferase-like protein 25B. NCBI's taxonomy places the organism in Eukaryota, Metazoa, Mollusca, Bivalvia, Venerida, Veneridae. The transcript has 12 exons. The coding region runs from base 51 to 2132 and encodes 693 amino acids. The record is from RefSeq and is a predicted model, not a curated record.
GCGAUAAAUGACGAGCCGGUACGGAUUUAUGGUUCAAGCGCUCAGUAACCAUGAUCAAAUUAUCGCCAGAAAACCUUGAAAAAGUGAAAUUGUAUAUUCAGCAGCUCACAACUUUCUUACACAAGUACACAUGGAUAUUAGAUGCUUACGUUUCAGAUUUUUAUUUCAAAAAUCACUGGGAUAAAUUGCCAAAAUCAUGGUGUACAACAUUGUCUGAACUAACAACAGAAGAGUUAAGUUUUUUGCUGGACAAAAGGCCAGUGAAAUUACAGAAAGUGGUUCCUUUGUCGUUGCUAAGUUUCAAGACAUGUUGUGAUUCAUACUCAUUGGAUAGACAAUGUGAGGACAUCACUAACAAGUUAUGUAAACUGUUUAAUGAAAAUGAUACAGGGAGAUUUGAAAGAUCUGAUGAUGACAAUGAUGAUAUUGAUGCAGAUGUAAAGUUUAAUCCAUUAGAUGACAAUGGAGAGCUACAUGCUUUUUUCAAGAAACACGUGAAACCAAAGAAACGGCAUGAAAUUAAAAACUUGGCAAAGGUUGUGUAUAUGUUAAGCCAGCAUAUUGAUUGUAAGAAUGUUGUUGAUGUGGGUUCAGGUCUAGGACAUCUGGCUAGGUUGCUGUCAUUUGGCUACAACUUGAACGUAACAUCUGUAGAGGCUGCAGGGACACAUGCACCUAAAGCCACCAAAUAUGACAGGGAAAUUGAUAGAGAGAUAAAAAAGAAAAUAUUGGCUGCUAAAGGGAAAAGUAGUGAACAGGUUCCUCUUCCAUGCCACGUGACGAGCAUGAUUUACCCUAACAUGACUGCCGAGGAAUUUAUAGCCAUAAUAACGUCACAAUGUCAGGAAAAUUAUGACACUGAAACUAUUAGACAACCUUUUGUGUCAAACUCUAUGAAUGUCAGAGAUAAAGACUCAGAAAUAAACAGGGUAUGUGCUUAUGAUGUCACCAAUAAAGAUCUUGCAUUAAGGAUUGACCAUAAGAAUGAACCAGAUGAUGCCAGCUGUGAUGAUUUAGAAUCCAACAAUGAACCAGUUCAUCAUGAAAUGAUCAAUCGUUUAAAUGAAUGUAAUAAAAGAACACAGGAUAACAGUCAGUUACUUGAAGGAAUUAAAGAUAUCAAAUAUGCUAAAGUUGAAUCACAAAUUGCACAAGAUGGUUGUUUGAAGUUAGAAAACUGUUCAGAAUCUGUUACUCAGUCAAACAUUGUUACUAUAAGUGAUACAACAUCUAAGUCAAACUUUAAUGAAAAUGAAAAAUCAAAAACUCAAUCAAUAAAAUGUGAUAUAAAGAAUGACCAUGUUUUAUCGUGUAAUUCUGUGGAAACGACUACUGAAGGAUGUGACAGUUGUGUGAAUCCAUUUGAUGACAAUGAUUUCAAAAGCCGGCAUAAUACACAGCUAAGUACCGGUCAAGAUUAUUCUGUUGCUUGUAAGUCAGAGGUCACAGGUCAUCUUGAUGUUGACAACUGGAAGUUUAUGCUGACGGGGUUACAUGCAUGUGGUGAUCUGACACCCACAUUUCUACGAUUCUUUGUUAAUUGCCAAGCAGCAGUUGGUUUGGCAUCAGUUGGCUGUUGUUAUAUGAAGAUAUCAGAUGAAAGUUGUGAGACUGGUAUGGUUGGUUAUCCAAUGAGUAAUUUCUGUAUAUCAUUACCUCAUCACCAGCAAUCUUAUGCCAGCAGGGAAUUGGCUUGUCACUUUGCUGAUACAUAUUCACAGAGAUUAAAAGAAAGUCCACCUUUGUUGAAGAUUCACAGCUACCGAGCUGCUCUUGAAUGGAUUGCCAAUAAAUUAUGUCCAGAUUUUAAAAGAACUGCAGUGCAAAUACCCUCAAGGAAGAUGAAAGAUCUACAGUUUGAAAAAUAUGUUGAACUUGGUCUACAAAAACUGAAUAUUCCACAAGACCAGUUAACAGAGGAGUUAUUCCAUCAAGCAGAAAGAAUGACAGAGAGAUGGAAAGAUGUGGUGGCAUUUUAUACAAUACGUCUUGCUUUAGCCCCUGUUGUAGAAACACUAGUCCUUCUUGACAGGAUGAUGUUCUUAUUUGAAAAAGGACAUGUAAGUGCUUUAGUGCCAGUAUUUGACCCAGAACUUUCACCAAGAAACUUUGUUCUUCUCUCCUGGAAAUGAAAAUUAAGGAUCACUCGAGUAUACAGAAUCUAUCCAGGCCACAUGAGGGUACAAAAUUUAUCCAUGCCACAGUGAUGUUGCAGAAUCAUCCAGGUCACACGAGUGUAUAGAAUUUAUCUCUAGGUCAUGCACCUACAGAAUUCACCCAGGAGAUUACUUCAUAAUUUUUCAACUCUGAGAAAACUUACUAAGAAACAAAAAUAAGGCUGCUUUGAUAGUCGUUUUUGUACAUUUGAGAAAGAUAACAAGUUACAGUAUGUUUUUAUAUUUUUAUUUAGUUUACAAUUGAAGCAUUAAAAGGAAUUUAUUCAACAUAUAUUUGUAUAUUUAAUACAUGUCAUGGUAUUUGCUGUGCGUAA